Messenger RNA from Piliocolobus tephrosceles (Ugandan red Colobus), 1908 nucleotides. RefSeq lists its product as uncharacterized. The transcript is spliced from 2 exons. The coding region runs from base 140 to 1003 and encodes 287 amino acids. The record is from RefSeq and is a predicted model, not a curated record. Lineage: Eukaryota; Metazoa; Chordata; Mammalia; Primates; Cercopithecidae.
GUCAGCGCUCAGCGCCCACGCCCCGCACCGGCGCAGGCACCCAUGAGCCUGUGCUUGCUGCUGUCAGAGUGGAGCUGAGCAUCGGUGUGGAGUUCUUGGCAGAGUUGGGUUGCCCUCAGGACUGUAUGUGACCAAGAGUAUGUGCCUGCUUUUGGUACAGAAAUUCCCUAAGGUAGGAGACUUGCUGGAGAAACAUAUAACAGCUGGAUGCAGAGGAGGGUGGCCGGGAAGCAGCUGCGCAACCAUGCUGUGGAUAUUGCAGCCCCUCAGCUCAAGAACUCACACAUGUUCCUCACACAGACUUAGUCUUUGGCCCAUCCAUGUGUCUUACACGAGUGCCCGCCCGGCAGAGAGCAUCCACAGCAGGGCAUGGAGCAAAUGGGAUGAUUCAGCUAGGGCGGGUCAGGCAGUCUCUGCACAAUGGGCCUGUGAAAAUAGAAUGGCCAUUCACAGGGUUGGAGGCUACGGGGACCCACUGAACAAGGCAAAUCUAGACAGUGCCUCUGCCCUCUCCCGCUGCAGAGGCCAGUGGGCAGCCCAUGGUGUGGUGGCUGUUGUCCCUCAAGAAGACCAAGCAGCCAGUUGGUGGCAAAAGUUGAUUUCCAUGGGCCCAGAGGCAUAUUCGGGGUUUGGAUUUGUCUUCCUUGCUUGUAGAGCCUUGGCAGGCAUGACUACCCAGUUUCUUACAGAUGUCUUGCCUUAUCAUCACAGGAUUUCCCAUAAUACCACCUUGGACCAAGCACGCUAUAAGAGCGAAAGAGGCAGACAAAGGGGAUGUGACCGCAAGCUCCACUGGUUCCACCAUAGAUUGCACACCCCGAACUGCCACCCUGAUAGGACAUCAGCAUGGCCCCACAAAGGCACAGCGAACGCUCCAGUGGGGUUGGAAGCUGUGCUGUGGGAUGCAGUUUAUAUUCAGAACCUAAUAUCAGUGUACGGUGCUGCAUCCCCAGUAGCUGGAGUCCUGGCCCCUGGGAUGUGCAGAAGAUGCUCUCCUGGGUGACACAAGGUUCACCAAAUCUAAAAGCCUCUCCUUAUUUGGGAUCCUCAUGGAUCCCAGGCAACAAAAUUUGGUCCUGGUUAUGAGUAGGACACGGGAGGGAGGAUUCUUUCUGGAAUGCAGGGGACUCACUGGGCAUCUUUUCCUUGCCUGGUGAUACCAGUAGACGGGCAAUGCAGCAACCCUGGCCUGACGAGGAAUAAUAACCAAAGGCCAGACCUCACAGGGAAGAAGGUCUGGGUCACUUCGUCGAGGAAGCAGCCUGGGCCACAGAAGUGAUAGCUGCAGGUGAAGAGACCCGAGCCAGGUGAUUAAGGAAGAUGAUGAAAAUCAUGAUAGCCUUAGAACUAACUGCAGCAGUGGGCAGUAUAGCCCGACCUACUGACCCUCCUGAGGUGGGUGUUCUCCCCCAGUAAAGUAUGACUGGACACCACGAUGAGGAAUCAGGGCCAGGGCACAGAUCUGUAGCAGUGGAUCUGCCUUGCAAGGCAGGACAGUAGCAGAGGCCAUCAGUGCCCAUCCACAUUCCCCCAACUGAAGGCUGCUUUCUGGGAACCCCUGCAUCUCUGUUUGUGCUUGAGGGAUUUCUUCCUGGCGCAGGGCAAGCUGGAAGCCCUGGAGAGUUAAUUCAGAAGAAGGCCUUGGCCAAUGGCAGGCAAACGGUGGGUAAAUGCCCUGUUGUGGCCGCCCCUGGCAGGCGUAGCUUGGCUGGUUGCACAUGCUCCAUUGCAUGGCACAGUCCCAGGGGGGCUGCCUCAGUCUCCCUCGGGGAAGUGCCCCGCAGCACACCUUUAUUGGCCUCCCCACUCCCCUCCUGCUCUUUCCUGCUGUCACCUCCCAAGUGAAAUACUAGCCCUGGGUCAGCUUCUGGGGGAUCCAGUCAAGGCUGUUAUUAUCACAGACUAAAA